UUUGGAGGUCUCGUCGCUAAUUGUUAGUAUAUAUAUCAAGCGCACACGGCACACAAAUAUCAAACAUACACUCUUAUCAAGAUCUCCAUUUCAAUUUCUUUGCUCCUUAAUUAUAUACAUCAAACAUAUGUACGAUAAUACAAACACGGUCACAUAUAUACACGUAUACCUCAAUGUAUUUAUCGACAUUUUGUUGUUGUUUCUGAUAUCAUAGUGGUCAUUAUUUUUUUCUUUUAAUAUAUUACUCUCUCUCUUUUCCUGUUUCUCUCCCUGUUUGUGAAAAGAUGUCAAAUAUUAAGAUCUUUCAUUUAUUCCCUGACGGCAAAGAUAUCUUAGCCAUGCAACAACAACCCGAGAGUCUCCUAGUUCCAUCAAAACCCGACUCUCCUGGUUCAUCUCUCCCUCAUCAAGAAAAUCAAUCUAAAAGACUACGAAACCAACAACAGGAUCAAGAACAGGAGGAAGAACAAGAAAAGCUCCAAGAUGGACCGAGAGGUAAACGAAAAUGGGAAUGUGUUGAUGGAGCUUCUAGUGUAGAGAUCCCAGAGACGCCGAGGAUCUCGAACAGCGUGUGUUGUUGUCCUCCUCGGCCACCGAGAAAGCCCAAAGCUACUCCGGCGAUGAAGAGGAGAGCCAUGUGGGUAAAGAGAUCGGUAGUUUUCUUAGAUGUAGCUAGAGAGGUCGAAUCCAUGUUUCCUCCGUCUAUUCUUCAAGACUUUGGUAAAAAGAUUAAGAAAGCUAGAUCUUAAUCGAUAUACAAUUUAUCUGUAUAAGCUUGAUAUUUUUUUUUUUGUGUUACCUAUAAUUUUAUACGCUAUAUUAUUGUGUUAAUAUAUUAUAAGGAAAACUAACGUUUAGGGUUUGGUGUGCUA
This is a messenger RNA of Camelina sativa (false flax), 872 nucleotides long. RefSeq names its product cyclin-dependent protein kinase inhibitor SMR14. Lineage: Eukaryota; Viridiplantae; Streptophyta; Magnoliopsida; Brassicales; Brassicaceae. The record is from RefSeq and is a predicted model, not a curated record.